Molecule: messenger RNA, 10684 nt
Organism: Porites evermanni
Lineage: Eukaryota; Metazoa; Cnidaria; Anthozoa; Scleractinia; Poritidae
Source: the annotation of a GenBank genome assembly
AUGGCUUCUGCCGGAAGAAGACAUGUUCUUUUGACUGGAUCUCCAGGUAAGUAUCUUUGUUUUCUUGUUUAAAAAAAUGUACGUGGCUUAACUGCUAACUCCUGAAAAAAAGAUUCAGAAAAAUUUGUAAAAAAUUGUUGUUUACAAUAUAAAUUAUAAUUAUAGUAUAUUGACCUCUAUUCCCGGCCUUUAAGACGAAUUGAUUCAAGAUUGCUAACAGCUCUUCUGGCUGUUGCAUGGGCAUUUAGCAGGAUUUAACCAGCAAAAGACAAAAAAGAAGAUAUCCUGUUGAUUGAGAAAAUAUCUUGUUGAUGAUUCGAAAAAAGACUAGCAAACCGUCUGUCCCGGAUGCCAUUUUGAUAGAUGGUGGACAAAAACACUGACCCCCAGUCCACGGACUACCCAUGUGGACUACCCUAAAUUGAACUUCGCCGCUGACGUUAAGUGGUUAGGGUAACGAAACUGAGUGAACAGGGCCAUUAUACUGGGAAAACUAACCAGAAACUUGUUUCACUCAGUGUCUUAACCGUAAGUGAGUGAAGACUUCCAAUAGGCAAAUUGGUAUGAGGUUCCAGAGUUCCAGUUAAGCACACUCCCACUCAAAAUAAAAUCAUUAAGUUUUAAAACUACUAGGUUAUCCGUUCAAGGCUCUGGCCUCCCCAGAGGAUGCUUAAACAAAUGUGAGAUUGAAGAAAAUUAAGCUUUACAGUGAAACUAUAAUAUUAGCUAAAACAAGUUUGUCUAAAAAUAGUGAAUACCUUUUUUACCAAUGUCUGCAUAAUUUCUUGCCUGGAUUUUAGACAGGGUAUAUACUUAAGCUAAAGUGUAUAGGGGCAGGAAAGUGCAACUGUGAGCUUUAAGACCAUGUCCUUUUAAAAAAGUCAAAAAGCCCAGAACAUGAAGAAAGUCUUCUGGUUUAACUAUAUUAUAUGUAAAUUAAUAUUUGCAUGUAGUUUAAUUUCCAUCUGUUGCAGAAUUUGUUUAGUAACAUGUUUCUCCAGGAACUAACAGGUCCAUUGUAGCUGUUAGUUCUUCAGGAUCUUGUGGAUGAAGUGUUUGAAGAAUUCUUCAAACAGCCACGCUCACUACCGGAAUUUCUGGCAAUUGACAGUUGUCACCUGCUUUUAUCCAUACAGCAAUCUUCUAAUAUAUUCGGACAAGGUUCAAAUAGCCAUAAUGGCAAUCAACAAACAAUUCAUUGGGCACGUUGUUGUAGGCCCUUUGUCUAUUUUGCAUAGCUACCAUGCUGGCGUUAUCUGUACUCCACUUGACUUUAUUUACCCUGGUAUCAAGUGUUCAAGGAGCUGUUGCUAGAGUGCCACUUCAUCUCCUGGCCAACUUCUGCCUAGAAACAAUUUCCAUCGUACAAUUUAGCAGCUGCCUCUUCAUCAAUUUCCUGGCAGAGACAAGUGUUAGACACUUGAUAGUGCCUGCAAAGACAGGUCACGUAUACUGAUUUCAGACUACCUGCUAUCACUAGAACUGUAUCUUCAGUAGUCUCUUCUUCCAUACACAUGACGUACGUUUCUGUCUUCCGUUGUUUGGAUGUUGGCUCACUGUAAUCCCUGUCUUCAUUGAUGAAUGUAACACCCUGCAGUGACACGAGUUUCCAUAACAAUGAUUCUAGAUGCCAGGGCCGAGGUAAACAGUGGGGUUUCAAUUGCGACCGGAAAUACGUCUGCAGUUCGCAGGCUAAUGCAAUUGUGGUGAAUGAAAACUUCACAGCACUCCCUUUUAUAAGCACGCCGUUCAACAAGACUUGGAAUAAAUGGUUUCGUAAUGUAAUGUAAUGUCGUGGAUUAGAGGACAACAAGACACGCCCUAUAAUAUUUACGUUAUAUGUUAACAUUCUGACAGUAAGCUCGGACGUCAGCAUUCAAGGGCUCCGGUAGCAGCCGCUGUCAGUGCAUUCAUGAGCUUACUGUAACCCACCCAUAGCCCAUGAUACGAAUGAUGCGUGAAUGGUAGACCACACCACCCGGGAGUCUUCCCCUACUUUUUUAGAACAGGAGUGUGGGUUCUUUUAUGUCCCCUACAAUUUGGCUAAUGAAAGAAGGAUGGAGGAGACAAAGCCAAUGGCUUAAAAUCACCGCCCAAUGACGCUCGGCAGACUGGUACUCUCCCAACUAAGAUAACCGGGCGGCAGUUCCAGGCUUUUUAUUCUUACUAGCGUUCACAAGACUGUUAACUGCUGACUGAAUUUUUUAUGCCUUAGCACUUGCUGACGUGAUAGUUUUCUCCAGUUUGUUUCGAUCUCAUUGGGUCGCCAGUGACGACAAUCCACCCUUCCGUUUUACACCAUUGCUCAUUCAGCUGGAAGCCUUAGCUAAGACGCUAAUUCGCUCUUUUGUAUCGGCACAGUGCAAGUUAUCUUCUUAUCGGCAUAUUUCUGCUCAAUGCGCAUUUCAGAGCGCGUAAAUCACAGGGUGACUAACAUUUACCGAAAAAAGAACAUCCCAGCACUUUUUUCAUAGAGAUUCAUACAACCUCAGACGAUAUCUCUCCCACAACAAAACGAAGCGUACAAGCACGAGGACUGACGAGUGCCCCCGCUUCCAAAACCAUAUUAGGGACCUUAAGAUCCGAGUACGGCGACGGCAGCGAAAACGUCGCUGAAAAAGUGAAUUCGCGUUUUUUCAAUCUUCAUCGCGAUUACUCAGGUCACUAACUUUGUCAAAUGUAGGUGAACCCUCCUAAAGUUGAAUUCCUAAGAAUCAUAUCCAAGUUUAGAAAGAGAGAGAAAAUUUAGUCGUUGCUUGUGUCCUUACUCUGUAAAACGUGAAAUUAGGCAUUUCCACGUCGUCGUUGUGCAGUGACGGCAAAGAAAUGUAAAAAAGCGUGAUGCACGUGCAAAAUUGUUGUUUUGGUUAUUAAACCUAUUGCUUUUUUGACAUCCUGGUUGCCGUCGCCGUCGUCGGAUCUUAAGGUCCCUAUUGUGUUUUAGCGUGGGACCNGUAAGCUCGGACGUCAGCAUUCGAGGGCUCCGGUAGCAGCCGCUGUCAGUGCAUUCAUGAGCUUACUGUAACCCACCCAUAGCCCAUGAUACGAAUGAUGCGUGAAUGGUAGACCACACCACCCGGGAGUCUUCCCCUACUUUUUUAGAACAGGAGUGUGGGUUCUUUUAUGUCCCCUACAAUUUGGCUAAUGAAAGAAGGAUGGAGGAGACAAAGCCAAUGGCUUAAAAUCACCGCCCAAUGACGCUCGGCAGACUGGUACUCUCCCAACUAAGAUAACCGGGCGGCAGUUCCAGGCUUUUUAUUCUUACUAGCGUUCACAAGACUGUUAACUGCUGACUGAAUUUUUUAUGCCUUAGCACUUGCUGACGUGAUAGUUUUCUCCAGUUUGUUUCGAUCUCAUUGGGUCGCCAGUGACGACAAUCCACCCUUCCGUUUUACACCAUUGCUCAUUCAGCUGGAAGCCUUAGCUAAGACGCUAAUUCGCUCUUUUGUAUCGGCACAGUGCAAGUUAUCUUCUUAUCGGCAUAUUUCUGCUCAAUGCGCAUUUCAGAGCGCGUAAAUCACAGGGUGACUAACAUUUACCGAAAAAAGAACAUCCCAGCACUUUUUUCAUAGAGAUUCAUACAACCUCAGACAAUAUCUCUCCCACAACAAAACGAAGCGUACAAGCACGAGGACUGACGAGUGCCCCCGCUUCCAAAACCAUAUUAGGGACCUUAAGAUCCGAGUACGGCGACGGCAGCGAAAACGUCGCUGAAAAAGUGAAUUCGCGUUUUUUCAAUCUUCAUCGCGAUUACUCAGGUCACUAACUUUGUCAAAUGUAGGUGAACCCUCCUAAAGUUGAAUUCCUAAGAAUCAUAUCCAAGUUUAGAAAGAGAGAGGAAAUUUCGUCGUUGCUUGUGUCCUUACUCUGUAAAACGUGAAAUUAGGCAUUUCCACGUCGUCGUUGUGCAGUAACGGCAAAGAAAUGUAAAAAAGCGUGAUGCACGUGCAAAAUUGUUGUUUUGGUUAUUAAACCUAUUGCUUUUUUGACAUCCUGGUUGCCGUCGCCGUCGUCGGAUCUUAAGGUCCCUAUUGUGUUUUAGCGUGGGACCAGGCUCCGCAUUGGGGAUAAAAGAAGAAGAAAAAUCGGCGAGCCCUUUUCCCCUCCUUAGUCCACCGCUGGGCUCGCUUCCCUCGCAGAUUUUUUUUGCUGUUUCAUCCCAUUUAUUGCCUUUUUUCCCCACUCAGAAAGCGGAGCCUGGUCCCAGGCUGAGAAACGGCCGUGUAUCAGAUCACGUCUCUGUAAGCAACAAUUUAUCGGUAUCGUUAAACGUUUCGUUUACGAUCGUAUAAGAGAAGACCUUUUAGAAUAACGAAAAUUCCUCCGUUGAGAAACGCGUGUCUGCAUUUCAAAAACAAAGACUAUAAAGUCAUCGAAAUAAAGAUCGUAAAAGAGCAGACUUUCAGUUUGGGGGAAGGGGGCUGACAAUCCCGAGGAAACGGCGACGGAAAAAACGGACGAUGGCCUGUUCACAAGACAGAAAGCGACCCUGUUAAUCUACGCCUCUUUGAAGCAUUUUGCAUGAAAAGUACCCGGAAAGUACAAAGUGGCCCUCAGUUCCCGUGAGGAAUUCUGCAAAUUCGAAGACCUUUUGUUGAAUUCUCUAUUUAAUAGUGUAUUUCGAGAGACUCUGUUCCAUGACACCCGCUCAUUGUAAGAUUGUUUAUCUAUACCUUACUUUAUUCGUAUUCGUAUUUUAUAUUUUCCAUACAUUUUACAUACUUUGGCCAAUUCCUACACUUUUCACACAUUUAACUUUCCAUAAGUCUAAAAAAUUGCAUGUUACUAUUGACAAGAAGAAUUCUCUUGCGGUGUAUGAUGAUAAUCUAUUACUUUUUCUAAUUUCUAUCUACUAGGAGUGGGCAAGACUACCUUGUGCAGAAAAGUUUAUGAAGUCCUCAAAGACAAGGGAGUUUAUGUGCAAGGGUUCUACACAGAAGAGGUUCGUAGCUCUACCAAGGGGAGUAGAGUGGGGUUUGAUAUUGUUACUCUAGAUGGACAACGUGGACAAUUGGCAAGAAUAAAGGGGUAAGAAUUAUAGUUUUAUAUUAGAAACGAAGCGUAGUGUUCCCUUUAUCCAUACUAUUAGUUGAUGACCCGGAGUGGAUGUUCUUUCAAGGCUGCUCGCACAGGCCGUAACAUCAUAAGGCAAAAAUAAGUUCACAGUUUUAAAUUUUGGCGCCACUUUGCCUCCAAAUUCGAAUUCAACAUGAAGGAUGAACGGAGCACUCUACAACAAGAGUCGACUGAGUUGUUGGUGCACGUGCUCAGUUGUGUUUGUAGCUGCGUUUCGCGUAGUCCUGGUUUACACGUGCAAUGCAUCGUGUCAGUCGGAAUUACUCAACGAGGAGCGAAAAUGUACAACUUACUUGUUGCGUCGCACUGAUGCCGGUGUCAUUGAUGUGAGCUUAAAACCAUGAGUCCACAGUCGGAUGACGACUGUUACGAUAACAAAUAGAUUCCGGCAUUUCGCGUAUCGGUUCAUUCAUAGAUCACAGAUGAAAUCAAAAUGUUGUUAAAAGAAAAACAAAAUUUUCCAAUGCAUAAGUGACCGAAUUUCAAACGUUUUCGGUAUGGAACUCAGGGAUCAUAUGCUGGUCAAAUGUUUCUUUUUGACGAUAGUUCAACAUAGUUAGUGAAGAGGCGAGACCUCAUUGACUUUGACAUGCACGAGAAACACAUUUUGGGGCGUUAAAAACAGAGGCCGUUCGACGUUUUAAGCCCCGUUAUUAUUACAGGGUCUUAUGAUUUCUAUUUGUAGUGUUGGUCAGACUGCUAGAGGGAAAUCAUCCCCUUCUGUGGGAAAUUACUUGGUGGAUGUCAAAUCCUUUGAGCAGCUCGCACUUCCGACUAUAAGUCUCAACUCUGAUACAAUUAAGGUAAGCAGAGUAUUGCAAUAAAAAGGGCUCUAAUUACCUUUUUCGGUAAUAGUUGAUUGAGAGUCGUCCUAAGGGGAUACUCUACACCUAAACCGGCAGUUUUUANUGGUCAGACUGCUAGAGGGAAAUCAUCCCCUUCUGUGGGAAAUUACUUGGUGGAUGUCAAAUCCUUUGAGCAGCUCGCACUUCCGACUAUAAGUCUCAACUCUGAUACAAUUAAGGUAAGCAGAGUAUUGCAAUAAAAAGGGCUCUAAUUACCUUUUUCGGUAAUAGUUGAUUGAGAGUCGUCCUAAGGGGAUACUCUACACCUAAACCGGCAGUUUUUACAAAUUUCCAUUUCUGUCAGCGUUGACUUUCAACCCACAAGGGGGAAACUGACUCUAAAAAUUCUUUUAAAUACUCGAUCAUUCAUCAACUCCUUCAGCCUGAUUGCAUACCUAAAUUCUUGGUUUACAGGGGACCUUAAACAUGGUGGUUAUAGUUGAUGAAGUUGGUAAAAUGGAGCUGUUUAGUCAGGACUUUGUUAACUCCGUUCGUGAGCUGUUUUCGUCGUCUCAAGCCACAAUCUUAGCUACUGUACCUAUUUCUAAGCAAAGGCCCAUCUUAUUUGUUGAUGAGCUAAAAAGAAGACCUGACAUUGAGCUCGUUGAAGUGAGUAUAACAUAAUGAGGUAAAUGGAAUAGUUGACAUCCAUCUUUAUUUUUAAGACCUUUCACAACUUACAGCUCAUCCUCAGUGUAAGAAUCUUUGUCUGAGAAAACAGCCGACAUUUCACGACGCCGCCACUGGUUUCCCUGUGAAAUGACGUCUGAGAAACGAGCGCAAAAUUUCCAUACUGAUGACGCGUCGCUACCUAGAUCUGGGAAGUGCUUCUGAUUGGUUGAAGCAAUUUUCCCACGCGGCACGACCAAUCAGAAGCACCACCCAGUUCUGGGUAGUGACACGUCAUCAGUAUGGAAUUUCUGCGCUCGUUUCAAUUCUCAGACGUCAUUUCACGGGGAAACCAGUGAUGGCGUUGAGAAAUGUCGGUUGUUUUCUCAGUUAAAGAACCUGAGAGUGUCGUAAAAUAAAGGAAACAAAGAAGUCAACACAAUAGGACCUAGAAAAACAAAAGGUGCAAAGCAAAGAAAAAGUUCAGAUUCUUACACCGAGGUAAACCUCAACAAAUGUAGAGUCGCAUACGAGUCGAGACUGAUCCCCCAUGACUGUAAGGUAUUUCGGUUUCUGUAGCACAAGGUACCAAAGAGCAUUGACGCCGGGCCCUCUCUGAGCGCUUUCCGCAGGAUUAUCCCUAGGAGGUUGUCGUUGGUACCCUCCUACAACUGGGUGAAGAGACAAAGUGAAAAAAAAGAUUCUUGUUUAAAAACGUGAACACGAUGACAAAGCUUGAGCAAGAGAUAUGAUCUCGUUUCUUAAAAUUUGUGGGAAGCUCAAAUGGGGGCAAACUUUGCAUGGCCAUUUUUUUUUUUUUUUUCGGCCUCGUUCUUAUGAAGAAAAAGAAUGGCAAACUUUCGGGUCAUUUGAGCUUCCCGCCAACUUUUAUAUGUGUUAGGACUACAUGCUGUCCAAUUUGGUUAUAACUGGAUGAAAAAAAUUCCGAGGAAGUCCAGUCAAUUUGGCUGUCAGAGAAAUUUUUGGAAUCCAGUAUUUCCAAAUUUGACAAGCAUAUAGUCCUCUAAUAAUUUAUAUAUAGCUGGUUAGUUCAUCCAGAAUUGUUACCGUGACACAGAAAUAAUAUUGCACUAACCGUUUGUAGUUAAAACAAAAACACAAUAAGAUUUUUUUAAAAAUGCUUAUUCUAAUAGUGUGCCAACCUAUCAUUGACAAGGCACAAACCUAGUUCUAGUCUUGCUCUUGCAUACUUUGGCAUUUUGUAUACAAGUAAUAUUUAACAAUUAUUCCACGAGGGCGCGUUGGAUAUGAGAUGAUAGAUAGCCAACGAGGCGCGUAGCGCCGAGUUGGCUAUAAUCAUCUCAUAUCCAACAAGCGCGAGUGGAAUAAUUGUUUUAUUAAAAACGCCCACAAAAUCUUGUUGAAUCUCCCCGACUAGAACAAACCGGAAAAGACAAGGGACUUCCGCUAUUCACAUGUGACACGUCUAUCAAAACUGUCAACGCGCGAACGGACUCGCCUGGACUGCAUGAAUGAAAAAUCAAAAAAUUGCAGCGGUGAACAUUAGUUUUUUAAAAACUCAUCGGGAUUCUAGGAUUUUACACAGCAGAACAGCUAAAAAAAACCUGGCAGAUAAUGNAUGAUAGAUAGCCAACGAGGCGCGUAGCGCCGAGUUGGCUAUAAUCAUCUCAUAUCCAACAAGCGCGAGUGGAAUAAUUGUUUUAUUAAAAACGCCCACAAAAUCUUGUUGAAUCUCCCCGACUAGAACAAACCGGAAAAGACAAGGGACUUCCGCUAUUCACAUGUGACACGUCUAUCAAAACUGUCAACGCGCGAACGGACUCGCCUGGACUGCAUGAAUGAAAAAUCAAAAAAUUGCAGCGGUGAACAUUAGUUUUUUAAAAACUCAUCGGGAUUCUAGGAUUUUACACAGCAGAACAGCUAAAAAAAACCUGGCAGAUAAUGUGAAGGAAAAGAAUUUUUAAGUGACAGCCGUCGAAAUUACAGUGAAUUUGGAUUUUCGGUGCAGUUAAAAAAGUAAGAACAACGGAGAAAAACUAUUACCUCGGUCGCUUGUUAUGAAGUUGUUUGAAGCCACAAGCUGGUUUUACUGAACAAGAAAAGAAGCUAUACUGCCGCCUCGAUUGCUCUAGUGAAUCGCUGCAUAGCCUGUAUUUGUAGCUGGUUACUUGUGAUUUAUAUUCUUGAUGUCGGAUAAACAAGCCGCAGUUAUCUAUUGGCGAGUGACUUGAUCGGCGAAUGGCUUCACGAUCAUGAAGAAACAACACUGGUCUUCUUUCGUAGCUGGUCAAGGUACUUUAGUUCCAUGUGUUUUUAUGUGUUUUUCGACAAACUUUCAAAAAAGCUCUUGUGGCUUUUUUGUUUGUUUUUGUCUUUUUUCUUUCAAUGAAAUUGCAUUUCUAGUAUUCUAAGAAAUGAAUUAAAACAAUUUGUUUCGGGCGCCGUUAUAUCCUUCGCGAAAAAAAAUCUCCGCUAGCUUCCAAUUUUAAACUGACGCGUACACCGACCAUAUAUGGAGAGCAUGGUAUAAAAGCUCAUAUACCAUAACGGCUAAGCCAAUCAAAAUGCUAGAAUUGCGUUAUCCAAUGAUUCAGUUUUUAAUAAAUAGAUUUAGCCAGGGCUAAAAGCGAAACUCUCGUUAAUAUACGUAUAAACAAAAAAAAAUCGUGUUAUGAUAAACGGCGACGGAAAUGAGAACGACAAAAAACUCAAAAUCUAAAUCUAAAUAGCCAAAAAACUAAUUUACACGCGCAGCACACUUUUUCUCUGCCGUUGUUUUGUACGACUACAAUGCCGUUUUCCACGACUAAAACGUGAAACUUCCUAGUUAUGGAGGAAUUGUCGUAUGUGCUCACCAAAAAUUUUGUUGCUUGUUUCCUGUUCGCUGUUAUUUUUUUCACUUCCGCUCAUUUUCACCUUGCUGGCCGCUAGAAUUUCUCAUUUUCUCACCGCCGCUAUGAAAUUUUCACGUUUUUCUUUCUACGAAAUUCGUCUCCUUUGUUUUUAAUUACUCACUCUUUCUCUGUCACCCACGUGAGUGUAGACAUCAAAAAUAAGGUCGGAAAAGACUCGACUUUGUUGUUGUUUUUUCUCUCGAAAAGUCUGGGUGGCCAUGCGGUUGUUGAUUGAGUUAUUUUACAUCGGUAUGCCUGUGGUGCGGACGGACGGGUGGGCGGACGUAUGCAUGGUCACUUGACUACGAAAAUUUCUCGGAUGCUUAGGUAACCACAUUUUCUUGCCCUUGCUGCUCCGCUUCAUGCACUUCGCGCGCGAGAGAGCUCCGCUAUAACAAGCUGUUCUAUAAAAAGAGCUUUCAAUGAUACGGUUUUGCAAGUGAAAACCUGCACUUCGCGUUCAUAACAACAACAAAUAAAACAAUGCAAAUUAAACACGAUAACUAUUAAAAAAAUAAGCAUUUCAUAUAUCACCUUCUUACGAUUUCCGCCAUUUUUCAUCACAAUCUAAAAACUUAAAACGUUUGUGUUCUAAGCUGUCUCAGGGUUCAUACACAGUCUUGAAUUCUUGAAAGAGUCUUGAAAUUUGCCCAGCAAUUUUCCAGACCUGAAAAAAGUCUGGAAAAUGGUAAAAGGUCUUGAGUUUUGUUCAAAUCUUAUUCUCGCCCGUACGUUUUGCAACGCACCGUGAAGCAAGCUUUGUUCUUGCGUUUUUUUAGGUCUAUACUGAUCACCUAUUUGAUAACCUCGAGUCUGGAAAAAGUCUUGAAUUUUGUCCUAAAAUCUGUACGAACGUUCCCUGUGCCUGAAUAUGUUCAAAACCCGAAUGCCCGUGGAACAACCCGCAAGGAUAUUGAAAGAUACACUUGAUAAUAGCUCCCUUUCUUCGAUUUGUGCCUGUUCUUUGUUAUGAUCCAAAAUUGCGGCUCAGGAUGACUAUUUGUUUCGUUGGGAUCUCAGAUGGUCUUCCACUAGGCAUAAAGGGAUUUACACUAAUUAAAAAAGAGAGGGACAGAGUCAAUCGGUUGGGCUCCUCAUACAGUGGUAGCAAUAAAGAGAACGUAUAUACUUGCAGUCAAAUCGCCAUCACAUGUCAUUAUCGGGUAAUAACGUUCGUAAACGAUAUCUUUAAUUUGCUUGCAGGUAACAAGAGGUACACGAGAUGAGUUAGUCGGUAAGGUAGUAAGCAUGAUUGAAGACUCCAGAAUGAAAACGUGA